Geodia barretti is the source of this 1713-nucleotide messenger RNA. The record is from the annotation of a GenBank genome assembly. Lineage: Eukaryota; Metazoa; Porifera; Demospongiae; Tetractinellida; Geodiidae.
AUCCGUAUACUAACCUCUUUGUGAACGGUUGUUUGGCGGGAGUUUUGAGUCAUGGCCAGUCAGAGCGAGCUCUACAAGCACCUAUGGGAGCCUAAAAAGACAACAAGAGACUGGGGCACUACUGAGUAUCGUAUCAUCAGAACCUGGACCCCUAGAGCACCUCCUAGCAUUGACCAAUCAGAGGCAGGGCAGUCACACUACAAUCAGCCUGACUCCCCACACUAUGAACCAGGAGGUGGCAGUGAUAGCGGGGGAGAGAUGGAGGAGGAGGAAGGGGCAUAUCUGGGCACCCCAUCGUCCUCCCUGCAGUCUCUCCAGAGAGGACUUCCACCCACUGCAGCUGGAGAGAGUAAUGGACGUACCACUGAGACUACGGAGGCUACCACUGAGACUUUUGAGACUACGAGAAAUACCAAAGAGACCACAGAGGCUACUAGAAAUACCAAAGAGACUACAGAGGCUACUAGAAAUACCACAGAGGCUACCAAUGAGACUACGGAGGCUACUAAACAUACCUCUGUGGAGACUGUUAGUCUGAGCAUUAGGAUGGGCCCAGUUGCUGCUGUGUGGGAAGGAGUGCAGAGGUCAACCAGAAGGUUGCGUCCCCGACCCCACCAGGAUUCUGAUGAGGCUGAGAUUAAGGGGCAGGAGGAAGAGAAGGAUGCAACUAAUGAAAGCAGUGAGAAUGAAGACCCGCAGCCCACCACUGUGACGGUAAAAUCAUCUGGACACAAGUCCCAACAUGUCCCACCUAGUCUCCAGAAGACUCCACAGCCUGCCACUGGUGGUGGUGCUAGAGCAGCACCUGCUAUCCUAGCUUCAGAGACAGAUACUGGAACUGAGUCCGAUCCAGAGAAUGUGAUGGAUAGACUUCCUGAAUCGCAAAAGGCUACCAGAAAAGGUAGAAAGAGAGCAUCUGCCAAAUCAUCUCAGUUCACACUGUGGCUAUCGGCUUACCAGAGAACUGGUAGAGAUCUCAACGAGCUGGACAUCUGUCUCUCCACCUACGACUCUUUCAUGAGAGAGGCCAUACAAGAUGAGGGUGAUGCUGAAGUACAGAGGGCUAUGGUCCGACAUUGGAAGCUCACCCGGAAACACAUGCUCUCCACUAUUAGAGAUAUUUCUGCUGUGUCAGCUCUUGAGAAAAGACACCGUCAGGAGGUGACCAAGAACAAAAAGUUGCAGAAAGAGAGUGCACUCAUGAUCAGUAGACUAAGAAAGUACGGAAAACUGGUUGUGAAAUCGUGUUUGCACAACAAUUUUUAGGAUAAAAACUUUAACAUUACUCUGUUGGUAAUAAUAGCCAUAACCUGGUCACCUAUCCUCCUUGGACCAUUGUGCCCUAUGUUAGGCACACAGUUGCAUUCUCCUUAAAAUUUCCCCCCUCUGCCGACCAUGUUUGCAAUGUAUAAUAGUUUUUAAUGGAAACUGUUAGUGUAGGAGACUGUCUAUUUUCUAUGCCAGAGUGAAUGGUCAGCACCUAAAAGUGAUAUCCAAGGCUAAACAGACAAGAGAAACACAUAAGCUGGGUGUUGAGCAAGCAGAGAUUGAGGAACUGUCCUGCAAAAUUUCAGCUUAUGUUGCCAGACAGAAGUGACUUUCUCGUGCACAUCCCUUUAUUUAGCGGACUUUUCUGGAUUGCUUUUCCAGCAAUAAUAUUGUCCCCAUUUAAAUUUCAUGCUUAUAUGACCAAAAAAACAGCGAAAUUCGUGA